Zasmidium cellare ATCC 36951 is the source of this 2802-nucleotide messenger RNA. RefSeq lists its product as uncharacterized. Gene Ontology annotation, molecular function: ATP binding; DNA ligase (ATP) activity; DNA binding. NCBI's taxonomy places the organism in Eukaryota, Fungi, Ascomycota, Dothideomycetes, Mycosphaerellales, Mycosphaerellaceae. Gene Ontology annotation, biological process: DNA recombination; lagging strand elongation; Okazaki fragment processing involved in mitotic DNA replication. Gene Ontology annotation, cellular component: mitochondrion; nucleus. The record is from RefSeq and is a predicted model, not a curated record. The transcript is spliced from 2 exons. Bases 1 to 2802 code for a protein of 933 amino acids.
AUGGCACCGAAGCAAGCAACUUUGGGCAAGUUCUUUGGCAACCCGGGCGGACCAAAGGCGGAGCCACAGCAAUCGAAGUUGAAGUUCUCGUCGAAACCGGAAUCGAAGACCAAGACGAAGGAGGAGGGGGACGAAGAAGAGUCGAAGCCACAGACAAACGGAACGAAUGGGCAUGCGAAGACGGAGGAUGUUGACAUGGAGGAUGCUGGUCCAGUCAAAGGGGAAGAUUCAGAUGAUGCUGUGAUUAUUAAGGAUGAGCCAGCGUCGUCGAACAAGCGCCGUGCUUCUCAGGAUGAAGGAGAUGCCUCGGAGGACAACGAUGAACCACCUAGUAAGAAGCAACGGCAGAGUGCGAAUGGGACGAAGAAAGGCGUGGCGAAGAAGUCGACGGCCAGGGGAAAGAAGAAGAUUGUCGUCGAGGAUGAUGCAAGCGAAGAUGGUGUGGACGACGAGCCAGUGGCCAAGAAGAGCAAGCCCUCUUCCAAGGCCAAGGCAGAGGACGAAAAGCCUAGCAAAUCCACUGCGAAGAAGCCCACAGAUGAAGAUGGUGAUGAUGAAGGCCGCAAGAAGACUUCCACGAAAGUAGAGCCGGAGAGCAAGGCAUCGCCCAAGGCCACAGCUCCCACAGAAGUCAAAGACGAUUCGGACCGCAACAGCAAUGAGGAAGCCGCAAGUGACUCUGAAGCUGAAGCCGAAGAGUCUGAUGAGGAAGAUAUCAAGCCAGAGGCAGCAGCCAAAGCUCGUGAAAAGGUUCAAACGACACUCAAAUCCACUGGAAAAGACCCGUAUCCAGACUGGAAAGCCGGCGAUCCAGUACCGUACGCAGCGCUCUGCACGACCUUCUCGAAAAUAGAAAUGACGACGAAGCGUCUGGAGAUUCUUGCACACUGCGCAGCUUUCUUGCGGCAGGUCGUUCGACUGACUCCUGAUGACCUGCUCCCAACCGUUCACUUGAUGGUUGGCAAGCUUGCAGCCGACUACGCUGGCAUUGAGCUGGGCAUUGGCGAGUCUCUCAUCAUGAAAGCCAUUGGAGAAACAACUGGACGCAGCCUCAAGAUCAUCAAGGAGGAUCAGCAGAAGAUUGGCGAUCUUGGUCUGGUAGCGGCGAAGAGUCGUUCGAAUCAACCUACUAUGUUCAAGCCAAAGCCUCUGACUGUUCGCGCCGUGCACGAAGGCUUGAUGAAGAUCGCGACCGUGGAAGGCUCUGGAUCGCAACAACGCAAGGUCGAUGGCAUCAAGAAGCUCCUUUCCUCUGCCGAUGUCAACCUCGCCAAGGGCCAGACCGUCGACAUCAAUAAAGACAAGGGUGGACCUAGCGAGUCGAAGUUCAUCAUUCGAGCCCUGGAAGGAAAGAUGAGACUUGGACUCGCAGACAAGAACCUACAAGUUGCCAUCGCUCAUGCCAUGACGGCUCAUGCUGUGGCACAGGACGGCAAGAAAAUCCCAUCCGAAGACGAACUCAAGAAGGGGGAGGAGAUCUUCAAGGCUGUCUACAAUGAACUGCCUGCUUACGAGGUCAUUGUGCCAGCGCUCCUCGAGCACGGCAUCUGGAAUCUACGCAAGUCCCUGAAGCUGCGACCAGGUGUGCCUUUGAAACCUAUGCUUGCGAAGCCGACCAAGUCGAUCGGCGAGGUACUCGAUCGCUUUGAGGGUAAAGACUUCACCUGCGAGUACAAAUACGACGGGGAGCGCGCCCAGAUCCACUUUGUGGCCCAUGAUGCAGACCUGGACUUCGCCACGACCGUGGCGCCCGAGGCCGGAAAAUCUGAUCGUGGCAUCUCAAACAUUUUCUCGCGCAACAGCGAAGACUUGAGCAAGAAGUAUCCCGACAUUCUUCAGAAGCUACCAACUUGGGUCAAGAAGGGUACCAAGAGCUUUGUCCUUGACUGCGAGACUGUCGCUUGGGACACCGAGAAGAAGCACGUCCUGCCGUUUCAGCAGCUCAUGACUCGGAAGAAGAAGGAUGUCAAAGCCGAAGACAUCAAAGUUAAAGUCUGUGUGUUCGCAUUCGACAUUCUAUAUCUGAACGGCGAAGCUCUGGUCAACAAGCCUUUCCGAGAGCGACGCGAUGCCAUGUACAGUGCAUUCGAUGAAGUCGAAGGAGAGUUCGCCUUCGCACAAUACGGCAACACUCGAGAAAUCGAGGAGAUUCAGACAUUGCUGGACGAAUCCAUCAAGGCUUCGUGCGAAGGUUUGAUGGUCAAGAUGCUUGAUGGCGUCGAGUCACACUACGAGCCAUCCCGCCGUUCUCAGAAUUGGCUCAAGGUCAAGAAGGACUACCUUGCUGGAGCUGGGGACUCUCUCGAUCUGGUCGUCCUGGGAGCGUACUACGGCAAAGGCAAGCGUACCAACUGGUAUGGAGCAUUCCAUCUUGCCUGCUACAACACCAGCUCGGAGCAGUACGAGACCGUGUGCAAUAUUGGCACUGGCUUCUCAGAGGCCCUGCUGGCUGAACUCUACGACACCCUUUCGCCACUCGCAAUCGACCGAGCAAAGCCAUUCUACGACCACUCCUCCGGAAAGAACGAUCAGCCAGACGUCUGGUUCGAGCCGAAGUACGUGUGGGAGGUCAAGACGGCCGAUCUCACGCUAAGUCCAAGAUACCGUGCGGCUGCCUCGGAGUUUGGCAGUGAUGGCACGCACAAGGGUGUCAGUCUGCGAUUCCCCAGAUUCAUCCGUGUGCGUGAUGAUAAGAAGCCGGAAGAGGCGACGAGCAGCAGGCAGGUUGCUGAGAUGUAUCGCAAGCAGGAGUCUGUCGGCAAGGACAAGAAGCCGGCGGUGGAUGAUGAUUUUGAGUACUGA